UGACCCGGAAGUAGAUCGCAUUAGCUAACACACGUUUUCCUCGUGCUGUAGCAGCAUGUUGCUGAUCGGCGGUGGGUCUCAGUGAUGUCUGUGGAGAUGGUGGAGCUCUCGGUGAGAUCUGCGGAGCCGCUCCGGCCCGCCGGGACCCUGCAACAGAGCCGCGUUUUCCUGGACUUCUUCUGGGACUUGGCUAAACCGGACCAGGAGGUCCGGCUAAAGGCGGUGGAAAACCUGAUCCUGUACCUGAAAAGCGAAAACAAGGCUGAUGAGCUGGAGUACACGUUGAAACGGCUGGUGGACGGACUGGCUCACACCCGGGAGGUGGCGAGACCUGGGUUCAGCCUGGCUCUGGGGCAGGUCUUGAUUGCGUUUAAAGACGUGUCCCUGCAGAGCACACUCGACAGAAUCAGGAACACACACAACCUGCAGGCCGUGAAGAAGAAACUUGCCAGGAAUGCGAUGUUUGGGAACCUGUUCGGCGUCCUCGCCGUCCAUCAGUCGGGUCGCCUCGUUAAAGAGCCGCAGGUGGUGUUGGGAUGCGUGCAGCUCCUCCAGAGUCUAAGCCAGCACAAGCAGCACCUGAAGGACCUCCCCAAUAAAACCAUGAUGGACAUCCUCACCGAGAUCCCAGAGGAGGUGUUUGAGGAGGUCCUACUGGGGGCCCUGCAGACGGACCUGCAGUCAGCCUUUAACACUCCAGAGCAGCUGCAGCUCCUGUUGGUGGCGCUGCAACGCUUCCCGCAUACUCUCAAACCCAAGAAACUGAAGAAGUUGCUGGGCUCCUCCACCAUCAUCAACUCGGACAACAUCCCCAAAUUAAUAGACGUGUUGAAGAUGGCGGCCGUCUCUGUGAAGAAGGAGCCGACUCUUCCCGGCGUGGCUCUGGACCUCCUGAAGCUCUCGCUGAAAGAAGACAGCUUCCAGCUCUUCUGGGACAGAGCCAUCACAGAGGGCAUGUUCCAGGAGGCGUCAGGACCAACCAACUACCUGGGCUUCCGUCUGCUGGGCAGCGCCCUGCCUCUGCUGUCGCUACCUCAGCUGAAGGAGGUUUUAUCUGGAGAGGUGAUGAUGCGUUACGGUGAUCACGUGGUUUCAGCUCAGAAACCAGAUCGCUUCAAGCUGGCACCAGAGAUGGACACGUACAUGUCGGACUUCCUGCAGGCCUGCCAGGACUCCGACAAACAGCUGGCGGUCAUGGUGGGCUUCUCCUCUCUGACCCACAAUGGUUACCCCGUGGUGCCGUCGAUGUGGAGGGUGGUGCAGCACCUGCAGCCCGCAGCCCUGCGGAGCUACGUGGAGUGGCUCAGAAACAUGUUUCUGCAGCCUCAGAUGGACCGGCUGCUGGACUUCAGCACCCGCAGGGAGAAAGGCCAGCAGCAGGAGCCGAAGGGGAACGCAGUUUUCCGCCUGAGGAAGUGGAUCGUUGCACGACUCGUCUCGAUCAUCGACAACAAUCAGGCGAAGAAGCAGGAGGAUCUCAUCAUGGAUGUGUCCAGGUUUGUCUUUUUUCACGCCUUCUUCAGCACCAAGAAGGCCUCGUCAGACAUAGCGGAGACUAAUUCUAAGCUGUCCGUCCCACUGGAUGAUAAAACAAGAGAAGUGCUCGUCGACUCUUUCUUUGGACUCCUCAUGUCCUUGCACCGCAUUCUUCUCAGCGACGACAGCGCCGCAGUCAAUCAGAAGCGAGUCCAGGGCGUAACGUCUGACGGCACCAUGUGGAUUUACCACCUGGUCCAAUACGCCCAGCUCCUGCUGGACCAUCCUAAACACGUCCAGAGCGUCCGACCAUUGAGCCCCGAGCAGAGACAGGCUUGGGACGGCAUGUUGGAGUCGGUGGAAAACCUGAAGAAAAAAGCAAAGAAAGGUGCAACGGCAGAGAGCGGCGCGUUCCAGCAGCUCUUCCUGCUGGUCGGCAUGCAUCUCUUUAAGGCCCCCGAUGAGCUGCUGGACAUCAUGAAGGACCUGCAGAGCUGUUUGGACAAAGCACAGGAGAAAAAAGCCAAGAAGAAAAAGAAACAAGCCACGGAGCAGCAAGAAGAGGAGCCCGAGUGGGUGGAGGUGAUGGUGGACAUCUUGUUGUCCCUGUUGUCCCAGCAGAGCCGACACAUCCGACAGGUCUGCAAAGCCGUCUUCUCCUCCAUCUGUCCCCACGUCACCGCAGCAGCCCUCACCGCCAUCUUAGACGUCUUAGACCCUGAGAGGGAGGACGAAGAGGACGGGGCUGUCGUCGUCACUGAUGAUGCAGUGGUGAAGAAGAAGAAGAAGAAAGACGAUGAAGAACACGAUGAGGAGAUGGAGUCGGACGAGUCAGAUGGGUCAGACGAUGACUCUGACGAGGACAAAGCGAUGGAGGAGGAGGACGAAAAAGAAGAAGUAGUGGAUCAAAACUUCCGCACGGAGUUGAUGAAGGUCCUCCAGAAGCAAAAUGCUCUGGCCACCAAGGAGGAGGACGCCAGCAGUGACGAAGACCUGGAUGAUGAAGCCAUGAUGGCGCUGGAUAAGAGUCUGUCGGCGCUGUUCUCCGAGCAGAAGAAAAAAGUCCAGGCCAAGAAGGACGAGAAGACGAAACUACAGAAAGAGCGGACGCUGGUCCGAGGCUUCAGGAUCAAGGUGUUGGACCUGAUAGAGGUGUUCGUGGCCCGGCAGGCCAGCAGUCCUCUGAUUCUCGGCUUGGUGGAGCCUCUGCUGAACAUCAUCAACAGAGGAAUGAGCUCCGGCAGCGAGCAGCAGGAGCAAGACUUCCUCCGAAGAGCUGCAGAUAUCUUCAGGAACCAGCUGUGCAGGUCCAAAGUUUACUGCAGGACCGUCGCAGACCGACAGGGGGAGCUGCACGACCUGCUGGACAAGCUGAUGGGUAAAGCCCAGAAGCUGAACGACUCCUCCGUGUGUCUUUACUACUUCAGCGCCUCUCUUUAUGUGGUGAAAGUGCUGCGAGGAGCGCCGCCUGCUGAGAACAGAGAGGCUCCGACGGCUGACGGAGCAGCAGCGAGCGACCUGAGGUUUAUGGGUAACGUGGACGUAGAUCGGGUCUCCGGCCUCUUCAGAGACGCUCUGAACUCCUUCAUGAGUCGGAGGAAAAGCCCUCUGACCACCCAGAUGUUCACAGACCUGUUCAGCAGAUUCCCCGUUUUAUGUGUGAACCUGUUGGAUACAGCUGUGCAGCACAUCACAUCUGGAAUCCGAGAACAUCAACAGGGUCAAGCGUGCGUGUUGGUGUUGCGGGCGAUGCAGAGCAGAGACGUCCAGAAGCUUCUGAGCGGCAAAAAGUGGACAAAGCUCUGUGAGAAUGUGUUGGAACAUCUGGCUGAGAGUCUCGGGCAGGUCAGUGGAGCGGAGAGCAAAGUGACCAAAGACAAGGUGGUGAUGAUGCUGGAGCUCUGUCAGUUUCUGGUUAAACAUGUUCACCAGCAGAAGCUGUCUGUGAACCUGGACCCCCUCCAGGGCGUCCUCCAGUCCUUGACCAGCGCUGUGGAGUUCAGAAAAACUGGAAAACUGGAGGACAACUACUGGGCUGUGAUGAAGCACUUUGGAGUGAUGAAGCCCAAAGUUGAGAAGACGAAGCCCGACCAGGAGACCGAGACGGAGAUGGUGCCCAAGAAGAAGAAAGGUUUUCUGCCUGAAACAAAAAAGCGUAAAAAACGCAAUAAACCUGAUCUGGAGCCAGCCUCCAAAAACAAGCCAGAAGAGGAGAAAGAACCAGCUAAAAAGAAACCGAAAAAGAAGACGAAACAGAAACGAGCCGCCGAUGGUGCGGCCGCUUCCCAGCCCGGCCCGGCCAAAAAGAGCAGAACACAAUCUGACAGUAAACCUGGCAAGAAGAAGAAGAAGAAAACCGAGCAGAGGAAAGGAGAGUAAACGUGAAGUGGAUUAUUUAAAUGGACUCACUGAAAAGGUUUUGAAUAUCCUUUUAAACAGUUUAUUCUUUUUGUUUUUUUUACUACCAGGUCAGCUUUGAUGGUUUGUUCAACGUGAGAGACAAAAUUAAAUUUGUGAGAAUCAGGAUUUGACUUCUUAUUUUUAUUUUAUUUGAUGAGAACUGUUGAUUAGAAAUAUGUCUGCAGUUAAAUGUGAUCUAUGAAAUG
Molecule: messenger RNA, 4082 nt
Organism: Nematolebias whitei (Rio pearlfish)
Lineage: Eukaryota; Metazoa; Chordata; Actinopteri; Cyprinodontiformes; Rivulidae
Gene: mybbp1a
Product: MYB binding protein (P160) 1a
Exons: 27
Coding region: 85-3855 (1256 amino acids)
Biological process (GO): regulation of DNA-templated transcription
Cellular component (GO): nucleolus
Molecular function (GO): sequence-specific DNA binding; transcription corepressor activity; transcription factor binding
Source: RefSeq, a predicted model, not a curated record